Molecule: messenger RNA, 2558 nt
Organism: Oncorhynchus tshawytscha (Chinook salmon)
Lineage: Eukaryota; Metazoa; Chordata; Actinopteri; Salmoniformes; Salmonidae
Product: vacuolar protein sorting-associated protein 45
Exons: 15
Coding region: 197-1906 (569 amino acids)
Biological process (GO): intracellular protein transport; vesicle-mediated transport
Cellular component (GO): Golgi membrane
Source: RefSeq, a predicted model, not a curated record
CGGAAAUGUAUCUCGAGGUUCAUUUCGAAGCAGACAGCUGUAACCAACCUCAGCUGAGCUGAACAUUUGUCAACAAUAGUUUAAUUAGACCAAACGAAUUGAAGCGUUACCUGGUAUAAGAGACCUUUGCCGAAUAUAAUUCGGCCUUUGUGUAUUUUUCAAGCUGCCAUCAUUAGCAUUUUAGAACAUUGUCAAAAUGAAUGUGACACUUGCUGUCAAGCAGUAUAUCUCCAAAAUGAUAGAAAACAGCGGACCAGGGAUGAAGGUUCUGCUCAUGGAUAAAGAGACGACCAGCAUCGUCAGUGUGGUCUACACUCAAUCUGAGAUACUACAGAAGGAGGUCUACCUGUUCGAAAGAAUCGACUCACAGAAUCGAGACAACAUGAAGCACCUCAAAGCCAUCUGCUUCCUCAGGCCAACCAAGGAGAAUGUGGAAAAUCUGAUACAGGAGCUCCGGCGACCCAAGUACAGUGUCUACUUCAUCUACUUCAGCAACGUCAUCAGUAAGAGUGAGAUAAAAGCCCUGGCCGAGGCGGAUGAACAGGAGGUGGUCGCAGAAGUGCAGGAGUUCUAUGGAGACUUCAUUGCUGUGAACCCACACCUUUUCUCCCUCAACCUCAGUGGUGUGGCAAGGGGUCGUAGCUGGGAGCCAACUCUCCUGCCACGUACCACCCAGGGUCUGACCUCGGUGCUGCUGGCCCUGAAAAAAUGUCCCAUGAUCCGCUACCAGCUGUCCUCAGACAUGGCCAAGCGACUGGGAGAGAGCGUGAAGCAAAUAAUCACCAAGGAGUAUGAGCUGUUUGACUUCAGGAAGACAGAGGUGCCUCCUCUCCUGCUCAUCUUGGACCGCAGCGAUGACGCCAUCACCCCACUACUCAACCAGUGGACGUACCAGGCCAUGGUGCACGAGCUGCUUGGCCUCAACAACAACCGCAUUGACCUGUCCAGAGUCCCAGGGAUCAGCAAGGACCUGAAGGAGGUGGUGCUAUCUGCAGAGAAUGAUGAGUUCUAUGCCAAUAAUCUGUACCUGAACUUUGGAGAGAUUGGCACAAACAUCAAGAACCUGAUGGAGGACUUUCAGAAGAAGAAGCCCAAGGAGCAACAGAAGCUGGAGUCCAUCUCUGAUAUGAAAGCGUUUGUAGACAACUACCCCCAGUUCAAAAAGAUGUCGGGUACAGUGUCGAAGCACGUGACUGUGGUGGGCGAGCUGUCUCGCCUGGUGAGCGAGAGGCACCUGAUGGAGGUGUCAGAGCUGGAGCAGGAGCUGGCCUGCCAGAAUGACCACUCAAGCGCAUCACAGAAUGUGCGUCGGCUGCUGCAGAACCCGCGGGUGAGCGAGAUGGACGCGGUUCGCCUGGUGAUGCUGUACGCACUGCGCUACGAGAGACACAGUAGCAGCAUCCUGCCGGGCCUCAUGGAGGAGCUCAACAGGAAGGGCGUGUCAGAGAAGCAUUGCAGGAUGGUAACGUCCAUGGUGGAGUAUGGAGGGAAGAGGGUGAGAGGAAGUGACCUCGUCAACCCCCAAGAUGCAGUCGCCAUCACCAAACAGUUCUUCAAGGGGCUGAAGGGAGUUGAGAAUGUAUACACGCAGCAUGCACCGUUACUGCAGGAGACCUUGGACCAGCUGAUUAAGGGGCGGCUGAAGGACAGUCAUUUCCCCUACUUAGGACCCAGCUCCCUUAGAGACAGGCCACAGGAUAUCAUAGUCUUUGUCAUCGGAGGGGCCACCUAUGAGGAGGCACUGGCGAUCUAUAACCUGAACCGCACCGUGCCUGGGGUUCGGAUCGUACUGGGCGGCACCACCAUCCACAACACCAAGAGCUUCCUGGAGGAGGUGACAUUGACGGCGGCUGCAGGCCAGGCCGAGAGGCUGCAGAGGGCGGGUGGUCAUCCAAACAGACGCUGAAUGUUUGUCGCCCCCCCCUCCACACACACACUCUCACGAUAUCUUGUGUCCGUUCCCUAUUGGUAUCACUAGCCCAUGCUUUAGUUCAUGAAGGUGUCCCACUAAAAACAUUCCAGUGUGUUCAGCUGUCACCACCACACUGCUGGACUCUUUAUCAACCCCUUAAAAACUUGUUGUAACUGGGGCAAUUAACUCCAACCAAAUGAACAUGUAACUCAAUUAGACAGUCAGGUUACCUAACCCUGGGAACUAAAACAAUCUGUUCCCCCACUUAACUAGGUUACCGAGUGGCUGACUUGUGACUGAACGGAACACUCUCAAUGUUGGUGUCUAACAUUUGAACCUAUUGCAAUGUCACAUUUCCAUCUUAAAUUGAAGUAGAAAACUCCAGUCUUAUAUUAGACCCUUAUUUAAUUACUGAAAACAGAAGUGACACGACCUUUGAGUCUUGUUUAUUUUAAAAGUGAAUAUAUGGGCCCAAAAAUGUAUAACAUUUCUCUCUAAGAUUACAAUAUGUACCGUGUAUGUUUUUCUUCUUUGCCUAUGUACAUUUCCACAUGCUAUGUACAUGUUGUUCAAACAUACUGCUUUUGAAAUGAGUGUGAAUAUUUUCAAGAAAAUACCAAUAAAGAGUGAAAUGUUGUGUCCCUCA